AUGAUGCUGACUAUGCCUGGCAACGAACGCUUGGCUGUCAUCGUAGCGUUAUGUGGCGUCAUCAGCGGUGUCACUGGCGUCGCUACGUCAGCAUUCCUUUUUACGCUGACUACGGCGCUUUUGUGCUGGCUGUUUCACCAGCGCCUCCACCACGAGCGCCAGCUUCAGACGCUCAAUCAAAACAAUGAUUGUGGGUUUCCCUUGUGGGAACUAGAAUCACUUUUCAGUACUUCCGUGUCACACCAGGCCCGAGGGUCCGUCUCUUUAUUUAUAGCCCCUUUUGGACGGCGCCGUAGCGGCAUUUUAAUGAUUUGGCUCCACGUUUUAACCGCUUGCCUGUUGUUGGGAACUUCCACUGUUCAUGCCCGUUACAACCUGGGUUCUCGCUUACACAAUGGGUUCAGCACAGGGCAGAAUUGCCCCCAAAGGUGUGCCUGUAUCGGAGUGUCGGUGGAUUGUAGCUUCCGAGGCCUAAAAACCGUGCCAUCAGAUAUACCCCCGGAAACGGAAAGACUUGAUUUAAAGGGGAACAAUAUUACCCACAUUCGACGGACUGAUUUUACCGGUCUGCGGAGCAUAAGAGUUCUGCAACUCCCUGAAAAUAGGAUUACCAAAAUUGAACGGGGAGCUUUUCAGGACCUUAUUUCCAUGGAACGAUUGUAA
This is a messenger RNA of Acanthosepion pharaonis, 663 nucleotides long. The record is from the annotation of a GenBank genome assembly. Lineage: Eukaryota; Metazoa; Mollusca; Cephalopoda; Sepiida; Sepiidae.